AUGCCUGAGCAGAUCCCAGACCCUUCCAUGACUGUGGGCUCUGUGCCAGGGCUUGGACUCCACAGCUUGGCCCUGACUGCAGAGGAGCUGAAAUACGCUGACAUCUACAACAUUAGGGCCAUGAUCACCCCUUUGCACUUACUGGAGGUGAAACUGGGCAAGAGGCCUCAAUCUGUGAAAAAGCUGAAAACCCAGAUGGAGGAGCUGAAAACCCAGGAGUGGCAGCAGCUCAUCCUGAUGCUCAACCAGCAUCGUCCCACCUGCAUUGUCAGGACCGACAGUGUUAAGUCCCCCAACUCAGAAGGCAACCCACUGCUGGAGCAGCUGGAGAAGAAGUGA
Messenger RNA from Eptesicus fuscus (big brown bat), 339 nucleotides. Its product is annotated as jun dimerization protein 2-like. Gene Ontology annotation, cellular component: nucleus. The transcript is spliced from 2 exons. Bases 1 to 339 code for a protein of 112 amino acids. NCBI's taxonomy places the organism in Eukaryota, Metazoa, Chordata, Mammalia, Chiroptera, Vespertilionidae. Gene Ontology annotation, molecular function: RNA polymerase II cis-regulatory region sequence-specific DNA binding; DNA-binding transcription factor activity, RNA polymerase II-specific. Gene Ontology annotation, biological process: regulation of transcription by RNA polymerase II. The record is from RefSeq and is a predicted model, not a curated record.